This is a messenger RNA of Centruroides sculpturatus (bark scorpion), 4516 nucleotides long. Its product is annotated as piggyBac transposable element-derived protein 4-like. The record is from RefSeq and is a predicted model, not a curated record. The transcript has 2 exons. The coding region runs from base 180 to 1841 and encodes 553 amino acids. NCBI's taxonomy places the organism in Eukaryota, Metazoa, Arthropoda, Arachnida, Scorpiones, Buthidae.
UCAGAAAGAAAGGAGGCUUCGUCUUUACUUUGUUUCUAUUUUCAAUGUCAAUUUUUCUCGUGCUAUGAAGAAUUAAAGUAAUUAAGUCUACGACCUAUCGUUAGCCGGAGGCCUUUUGUUUGAGUCUACGUUUUCUAAAAUACAAGGGAAGCGGCGCUUCCAAGGACGGCUUGCCACUGAUGGCAAACACAAGGGGUGUGUCGACCUCACGUAUCAAGCAGGAAGAAAGCAGCGAAUCUGAUGAGAAUGAUAUAUCAUAUUUUGAAGAUCUGAGCUACUAUGAUUCAAUAUAUUCAUCUAGUGAAGAUGAAGAAUCAUAUAAGGUGAGUGAUGUUUGGAAAAUUAUUCUACCUAACACAGACAUAAAGCACCAGAUUUUUCCUUACACAUUCAAUGCAGGACUGAGUAACAUAAAUUUGUCCUCCAAUGAGAGGUCGAUAAAGUUUUAUGAACUUUUUAUGAAUGAGAAAAUAAUUGAAUAUAUUACACAACAAACAAACGUUUAUGCUGCACAAUCAUUGGCAGGAAAAACUAUAAGUAAAAGUUGCAGGCUAAGAUUAUGGAAAGAUACAAAUACAGGGGAAAUGAAGAAAUUUCUUGGUCUUUUAUUAUGGAUGGGGUUAGUGAAAUACCCAAAAUUAAGUGAUUACUGGAGUACACAUCCCAUAUAUAAAAAUGAUAUUGCACCACAAACCAUGUCACGUAACAGAUUUGAAUUAUUGCUAUCGAUGUGGCAUUUCUCAAACAACGAAGAAGGUAAUGGAGACCAACUACAUAAAAUAAAUUCUCUGAAAGACAUGCUUGAAGAGCUUUAUCAAUACUAUAAUAUACCUGGUGAAUAUUUAUGCAUAGAUGAAACAAUCGUCCCAUUUAGAGGACAAUUAAGUUUUCGUCAGUAUAUGCGUAGAAAACGUCACAAAUAUGGUGUUAAACUGUACAAAAUUGCUGAUACUACUGGAUACACUUAUAGCAUACAAAUUUAUAAAGGUAAAAGUGAAGGAUCACAGGGAAAUGUUUCCUUAUCAACUGAUAUUGUUCUAAAGCUAGGAGAAAAAUAUUUAGGUGAAGGACGUACAUUCACAACAGAUAAUUACUAUACGUCGAUUGAGCUGGCAGAACAUUUAUUAGAAAGAAGUACCCAUCUUAUAGGAACACUGAGAACAAAUAGGAAACGCAUCCCCAAGGAAGUAGUAAACAAAAAAUUAUCUCAAAACGAAAUUAUUGGUAUGCAUAAUGAAAAGGGAAUAGUUGUAGCUAAGUGGAAAGAUAAACGGGAUGUGCUUAUGCUGUCUACAAAACAUGCAACAGAAAUUACUUCUAUAGGUAAAAAAAACUACAAACAAGAAGAAAUUUUCAAACCUAAAAUAGUUCAAGACUACAAUAUUGGGAAAACGGGUAUUGAUUUAUCUGAUCAAUAUUCUAGUUACUCCAGUGCAGUACGAAAGUCGGUAAAAUGGUAUCGCAAAGUUGCAAUGGAGCUUAUAUUUGGGACUACCGUUGUCAAUGCACAUAUUAUUUACAAUAAGAUAGCUGAUAAAAAAGUAUCUAUUACCACCUUCAGAGAGUUUUUAGUGGAAAGCUUACUCAAUUGUGAUAAAAGUCAUCAAAAACCUGCAGCUCGAAACCCGAAAAAACACACAUUGGAAACAGUUAGAGAUGUCGACAAGAGAAACAGAAAACUAAGGAAGCGUUGUGCAUCCUGCUAUGCUAAAAACAGAGAGAAAUUUGGAAGUCGUAAAGCUGAUAAAGCAAGCGUAACGCCACGAGUUGCUUCAUAUUGUGCGCAGUGUCCAGGAAAACCUGCAAUGUGUGCAAGUUGUUUUGUAAAUAUGCAUGAAUGAAUAUUAUAUAUGUAUGUAAAACUUUUAUACUCAUUAUAAAUUUUUUUCUCUAAAUAUACAUUAUUUUGCAAUAUAUGACUUUUGUUCUGUAAUAUUAUUUACUUUAUAUGUAAUAAAAGAUAAUAAUUAAACUAGUUUUUGAUGAUUUUUAACUAUUCACUAUUUAAAAAACACUAUCAGAUAUAAAAUAGUUUUUUAUUAAAAAACACGAUGACCAUGGCUGUCGAACCAGUUCAUGAGGCCACACAACAGCCAGCAGUUUAAACCAACUUUAUAGAUGUCCACAAGAGGCCACCACUAGGAUGUAAAACAACAUCUUAUAAAGCCAGGAUAAUUUAAUUUUGAGUGAAACUACAUUGGUUAUAGCAUUGUCAGGUGGUCGGAUGGCUCUGUACAGCCCUAACUAGUAUGACCACUGGUGCAUCGGAUGGUGGUUAACAUGUUAAUUUCUUCGAUUUUUCUUCAGUGCAAUUGUCAACCUUCAACCUCUUACAACAUUUGUCCUUGAUUUUCACUUCUGGGGCAGCAGGAACAGUGCAGGUUUCUUCCAUAUUGGCAAAAGCCCUGCACCUGGAUAGAUUCUGCUUAUGUGUUGUGUAAAUAUUUCAAAUCUUCUGGCCACAGUUGUUUCUAUUUCAUUAACUUUUUAUAUGUAAAAGCAUAUAAAUAAGAAUUGCACAAUUGCUCUGUGUAAUGAAGUGGCAUGUUUUUUCUGUUUUUCAAACAUUGCCACAAUCUUUCAAUAGUUUGGGUGUGAACCCCUGUAACAGGAUUUACAAAAUUUUCAGCAUGUUUCACUGUUUCGUGUUAUAUUUCAAUUCCUUCCAAAUCAUCAAUGUGAUUAUACCCCUUCCACUCAUCUGGAUAUAUAAUACUUUCUGAAUGUACAAACCUACUCACAACCCAAUUGAGGCUCUCUGAUCGAUCAUUAACAUAACACGCAAAACAUUUCUUGUUCUCUCUACAAAUACCACCUACAACCCAUUUUGUACCUUUCAAUUGCUGACCUUUCUCAUAUUUCCUUUUGCAAACCACAGUCUCAUCUACCUCUGCGGUCUUUCCUGGUCCUCCAAUUUUCAUAUUACUUAAAUUACUCAACGAAACCAUCAUUACAUGUCUAAUAUAAUUUGCCCAAUCAAGAGCAGGUCUUUUACUUACACCUAUGGACAACCAAAUGGAUUUCAAUGAACAGUCAAUACAGAUUAAAUUCCAUAUAAAGGAAAGAAUACUUGACCAGGAUAAAUUGCCACAUUUUCCUUUAAAUGUCUCUUCAUAAGCUGACAUUUUAAGGUUACAUUUCCAACAUCAAAAACUAACACAAUUUGCAUCACUUCUGAAACAAAUUUUACACUUGCCAAUACAUUUAACACACAGUUUUGGUUGUUUGAAGGCCUAGUUUAAUUGUAAAUUUUACGUCUGAUGGAAUUCUUACAUCGAGACAUAAUUCAGAAAAAUCAGAUAACAAAUAAUGAAUGAAAUCCACAGUGGUCCAAUUCUUAAAUUCCAUUAUCAAAAAAACAAAUUAAUAACUAAACUCACUCAAAUAAUCUCAACAGUAAUUUUAACGACUCGCACACCUACCACCCGCACAAAACAAAUUUGCAUAAUUUCUCACAAGUAUACAUUUAUGUCAUAGGAUAACCUAUUUGCAAAUGAACACACAAUGUCACCAGCACCACCUACCGAUGAUUUCUAUUCGCGCCUGUGCUCGAGAUUUUAGAAGGGCAUUCAUGAUGGUCCCAGAUUGUAAACUUCAACCACGUCAUGGCGUUAAAAUGAUGGUUGAGUGCAAGGUCUAUAUACAUAAGGUCAGGACAUGCCAAAUAGUUUAUUAUGACAAUAGUGGAAACUUCUGCCUGCCAUCUGGUGGUUUGAGGAGAUAACUACACUUCACUCCAUUUGUACCAUGUGUAUAAGGAGGCGUUUUGGGGUAUUAAUAUAAAGUUUUGUACAUUUUUAUCUCUCAAUAAUUAGAAUGGCUGGAAGAGGGGUUAUUUGCGCUUUGUAUAGCUGCUUUAAUUAUAAGAUACAAAGUGAUUGUGAGUCGUUUUAUAGAUUCCCUAAAAACAAACAAGUGUAAGUAAAUUAAUAAGCAAUUAGAUUGUUUUCAUUUAUAUCAUCAUUCCUCCUUUUUUAAAAUGUUAUCAUUCAACAUAUGUGUUUAUAUUGAUUUUCUGAUGCACUCAGUGGGCUAUUAAGAUCAGAAGGUCUGAUUUAGACAAGAUUUUGAAAACGAAAGUGCCAGAAUAUUUAAGUAGAAAUUAUGUCAUGUGUUCCAACCAUUUUACGGAAAAAGAUUAUCUUCAGAAAUAUCAGCAUUUUCAAAACAAUUUUAAAUUAAUAUAUUUUUGUUAGAGCCCAUAUGGAAUUAAAACUAAGUUAAUUAGUUAUUUCUUAAAGAAUGCAAAUAUUAAAGGUGUUUGUGAGAAUACGGAUGCUAGUUUUUAUUUUCACACUAACUGCGUAAUAAGCGAGGGUGACUUUCAUCGUCCGAAGGUCACCGACGAGGGACCACGAUGUCACGUGACCCCCAUAUGUCCAAGCGACCGAACGAUAAAUGACCAAAUAAGGAAGUAAGUUUUUCUACGGUGCGGGAGAUGAUAAUAAAUCAGGGAGAAAUGUCAAAAGACAUCAACAAAUUCCCAGAUUUUUCCCACGCAGACCGGGUAUAUAAA